Molecule: messenger RNA, 5391 nt
Organism: Camarhynchus parvulus
Lineage: Eukaryota; Metazoa; Chordata; Aves; Passeriformes; Thraupidae
Gene: CDH5
Product: cadherin 5
Exons: 12
Coding region: 291-2648 (785 amino acids)
Biological process (GO): cell-cell junction assembly; multicellular organism development; homophilic cell-cell adhesion
Cellular component (GO): plasma membrane; catenin complex; bicellular tight junction
Molecular function (GO): cadherin binding; calcium ion binding
Source: RefSeq, a predicted model, not a curated record
GAGUCAGCAACAAAUAAGGAGAUAGAGCAAUAAUAAUGCUAAGUUUAUCUUGUUUCCUCCACUCCCUUUUCUCCCUGGGUUACUAAGGCUUGGAACAAUAACAGGAUGCCGGGAUGCAGGAUGGGAAAGGCUGAGUCCCAGCUGGAAAACCUUGGAGACUGGAGAGCUGAACACUCCCAGUAUUGCUUCACAAAAAGAGAAGUGGAUUUUUCUAUUUGAUUUUCAAUUUUUGUAUUCUGCUUAACAUUUUGGGAUUCUGUUGGGUUCAGUUUGCCUGAUUUGGUACCAGAAUGAAGCUCGGCCACCUCGGACUCGGGCUACAGAAGAAGAUGAGCCACCUUAUUCUACUUUUCUCGUUGUUCUUGGCCCCAGCAUUUGCUGAUGGAAGAAGUCAGAAAUCAACCGAAAACCUUUGUUCAAAUGAUGUCAGCCACAAACGCCAGAAGAGAGACUGGAUAUGGAACCAAUUGCACAUCCAAGAAGAGCUUGAUACACCUCUGCCACACCAUGUUGGCAAGAUCACAUCCAGCGUGAGGAACAAGAACGCCAAGUACAUCAUCGAGGGCGAAUUCGCCAACACCAUCUUCAAGGUGGAGGAGACCAGCGGGGACGUCUAUGCCUUCGAGAGGCUGGACAGGGAGAAGAAGGCAGAGUAUGAGCUGACAGCCCUCAUCAUCGACAGGACAAACAACAGGUCCCUGGAGCGCCCCUCCAGGUUCAUCAUCAAGGUGUAUGACAUCAACGACAACGCCCCCGUGUUCGUACACAAGGUGUUCAAUGGCUCCGUCCCAGAAAUGUCACCAGUGGGAACCUCAGUCACCAAGGUGACAGCUGUGGAUGCUGAUGACCCCACAGUGUCAGGUCAUGCCACCGUGACCUACGAAGUCACCACAGGAGGGGAAUAUUUCACCAUCGAUGACUCUGGUGUGAUUUAUACAAAAGAGCCUAACUUAGACAGAGAGACCAAGUCCACGUACGAGAUUGUUGUUCAAGCCAAAGAUGCUCCGGGUUUCUCUGGGGAUUCCAGCACAGCCACGGUGAUCAUCGCUCUGUCCGACAUCAAUGACAACUCCCCAGAGUUCAAACACUCAUCAUUUCACUUUAAAGUUCCUGAAAACGUUUCAGUAGGAGGAGAAGUUGGCAGAGUCAAAGUAGAAGAUAUUGAUGAACCACAGCACAGAAAUACAAGAUACAGCUUUAUCCAAGGAGAGUUCAGGGACACCUUUGACAUUGUAGCAAAUCCAUACACAAAUGAAGGAAUCAUUAGGCCAAAGAAGCCCCUGGACUUCGAAGCAGUGUCAGAAUACAGGUUUAGCAUCGAGGCCACAGACCCCACCGUGAACCUGCGGCACUUCAAGCCCGGCAAUCCCCGGAGCAUCGCGAGCGUCGUCAUCGAGGUCACGGAUGUGGAUGAGCCUCCUGUCUUCAGGAGACUCCCCUACGAGUUCAAGGUGAGGGAAAACCAUGUCGAGGUGAAAACUCUCGGCUCGGUUCACGCCGAGGACCCCGACGCAGCUAAACGGAAAAUCAGAUAUAUUCAGCGUAGAGCAAAUCCUAAUGGAGACUACGUCAGGGUAUCCAAUAACGGAGUUAUUCAACUUCCCAAGCCUCUGGACAGAGAAUUCAGCUCCUCAUACAACAUCACUGUGGCAGCUGUGGAGAUCCUUGAAGAUGGCCGGCUUUCCGACAGAGAGUCCCACGCCCACGUGCACGUCAUCGUGGAUGAUGUCAAUGACAAUGCUCCAGAGCUGGUUUCUCCUGAGGAGCCCCGAGUGUGUGAAAAUGCUGCACCUGGAAAGGUGAUUGUCAGGAUUUCAGCUGUUGACAAGGAUGAAACAUCUCCCAGAGGCUUCUUCAGAUACUCGCUGGCCACAGAAGACAGCAACUUCUCCCUGAUUGAGAACUACGACAACACAGCUAACAUCACUGUCAAAUAUGGGCAGUUCAAUCGGGAACUUGUCAAAUUCCACUACCUGCCUGUCCUCAUCUCAGACAAUGGUGACCCUGACCUCACCAGCACAAACACUCUGCUCAUCAGUGUCUGCAAGUGCAAUGAGAAAGGCAAUUUCACCUUCUGUGAGGAGAGGGCAAAGCAGGUUGGCGUCAGCAUACAAGCACUGGUGGCAAUUUUUAUCUGCAUCUUCACAAUCAUUGUGAUUGUGUUGCUGAUUCUGCUGAGAAGGAGGCACAAGAAGGACCUGAGUGGGCUGGGGAGGAGCGUGGCAGAGAUCCACGAGCAGCUGGUGACCUACGACGAGGAAGGCGGUGGCGAGAUGGACACCACCAGCUACGACGUGUCCGUGCUCAACUCCGUCCGCAAGAAUGGCCUCAAGGCAGAGCCCACUCCCUCUCCCUAUGCACAGGUCCAGAAACCUCCUGGGAACAUCACCCCUGGAGCUGGGGGCAUGGAGAUGAUGAUUGAGGUGAAGAAGGAUGAGGCUGACAACGACAGAGAUUUGCUGCCCUACGACACCCUGCACAUCUACGGCUACGAAGGCGCCGAGUCCAUCGCGGAGUCCCUCAGCUCUCUGGGCUCGGGCUCCUCAGACUCAGACAUUGACUAUGACUUUCUCAAUGACUGGGGACCCAGGUUCAAGAUGUUAGCUGAGCUGUAUGGAUCAGAACCAAGUGAAGAUUUUGUGUAUUAAGCUCAAACUAGCCAUGAGUUUUCUCCCUCCCACUACAGAUUGACACCAAGAGACUGCCAGUGGCCAAAGAGGAACUCACAGCUCUUCCCUCAAGGAUUUCAAAUAGGCAUGGAAAAAACCUGCAGUAGGGUUAAAAAGACAUACAGAGAUCACCUAUAUUAACUUCCCCCAGCACUACUGUCCUCGCUAACAAUCAUUUUUUGCCCCAAAAUUCCUGUUCACUGAUCUGCUCAAGUCUUCCAGAACACACCUCCUCACCCUCUCUUCCCCACUUCUCCAGGUUUUGUCCCCAGUUUCUCCCUCAAUCCUCUCCUCCUGUGCUGUUUGCAUCCACAUGCAUCCAAGGUCACCCUCUGCUGGGAGAGAGAGGCUCAGUUGCAUUGGGAAGGGAUGUUUUAGCCCCCUGGAUCUCCAGCUGGCUGCUUUGCCUGCCCCUACUGCAACAUCUUUAUUGAUAUUCCACACUUAUGCUCACCCAGCAGAAGAGAGGAGGAACAUAUGGUCUAUCACUUAGUAUUAGAAAUUAUUCCAUCAUUUUCAAAAAGAAGCAUUAUUUUUUCCUUAUUUUCCCUUCUAUUAAUUAUUUUUGCUUUAUAGUUUUCUACUACAUCUAUGAGUUACUCAAGAUAAAAUUAGACAGGAUUUUUAGACACACAAUCUGGUUUCAUCUGUCAUUUUUAACAGCCUGAUGACAAUUUCAGGCACAUUUCUGGCAUGCUAGAAUUUGCUCCAGCUAGCAGCAAAAUUGUUUUUUCUCUCUGUAAAUAGAAUCUCAGUGUUACUCAAUGGAACAUGUCCUGUAGGGCAGGAAAUGUGGAGAUCAGGGGAAUGUCAAGACUCCAACACUGUAAAUCUCUCUAGAUGGAAAUACAGGUCUCUCUAGAUUUCUAAAGAGGUUGAAUAGGGGGUUUAUUCAGCAUUAUUAAAGCAAUAGCAUUUUUUCAGGGACAAAAAAUGAAGGGCCUCAUUACUGUGAAACUGUUGUGCUUUUUUUCUAAGCAGGUACUGUAAAAGGAGUUUUUUCCACCUAGGAAAAUACUGUAGAUUCCCAUACCAGAAUGCUACACACCCACACAUUGGGCUGCUUAAAAGCACCACAAAUGUAAGGCAGGUUUGGAGCUGCAGCCACCACAUUUCUGGAAAGGGACUGUGCUCAGACUCCCACCUGUGAAGAGCCACAGAAUGACCAGAAUGAAACUUCCCACACUGGAAGGGACCCAGCCAAAACCUUUUGGGAAAAGUGGGUCCCUUGGGACCAUGGCCUGUCUCUGGCUUCCAGCAGUGCAGAGUCCUGUUGCCUCCAACAGGAACAGAGCCCUACUACACAGAUCCUCCACUGUGCAGGGUCUGUGCUGGAGCUGUAUGUAUUAGUUUAGUUGAUUUGAUUAUUUAAAUCUGGUAGCUAACCAAAUAAUAUUAAAUCUUUUUUUUUUUUUUCUUUCUUAAACAAGUAUAGUGGAACCUCGCAAAUUUGUUUUUACUUGUUCACAUCAUCUACAGUUCACACUCCCUUCCCCUGAAAUGUUUUCUUGGCAGGAAAUCACAAUGCACAAUCAUGGUCUCACACUGCUCCUCACUGCUGUAAGAAGUCCAGUGCAAUACUUGGCUGGACAUUAAUACAACAUCAACAAUGAAAUCACUCAAAUUUUCAAAUAUGAACUGAAGGAAAACUGAGAGAAUUCUGUCCAUUGGGCAAAUCAGCCUUAGAACCUAUCCUUUGUUUUUAAAAAGUACAUUUUGGGGUGACAGCCUUGGUUUUCUUGUGAAUUGGCUCAUUGUGUUUUGCUUAAUCCAGCCAGCAGUAUGUGCUCUAGGGGUUCCACAUAUUUGUGUAUUAUAAAGAAUGCUAACUAAUAACACUUACAGUUUAAGGGUUUUGUCAGUACCUGUGGUAUUGGCUAUCGGCAGGUAAAGUUAGUUAGGAAAUUAUUUAGUGCAGUAAGUCAAGUACUUUGGUAGGUAUCAGCCAGAUUCUAUUACCUGGAAUUGCUGGUUUUAAGCCUGAUUUUUUAAAAGUUAUUUUAAGGAACACUGUAUCCAUUUCCAAUGUAUAUGAUGUUUGCACUGGAAGGUUUCUUUUUAUACUCCUGUACUGUAUUAUGUUGUUUUUUUACUACAUAAAAGCCAGUCUCAAAUUUGGAUUUUCUGUGCAUUAACGAGUCCCACUCAGCAGACAACAUCAGGCUUUGUGCCACAGUGAGCCCAGCCAUAAAAACCCUCCAAGGGAGCCCAGCCUAGGCACCAACUCACCCAAGCCAAUCCGUGCAGAACCUGUGCAGAACCCGUGCAGAACCUGAACCUGUGCAGAACCUGAACCUGUACAGAACCUGUGCAGAACCUGUGCAGAACCUGUGCAGAACCUGUACAGAACCUGAACCUGUGCAGAACCUGAACCUGUGCAGAACCUGUGCAGAACCUGAACCUGUGCAGAACCUGUGCAGAACGUGAACCUGUACAGAACACCCUGGAAUAUGGAACCCUCCAGCUUCCUCAGGACUGGCACAGGACAGACACAGCAAAACACAUCAGUGCCAGAAAAUAAAAUCACCCCUAAAUUUGCAGCUUUAGGCAGCACCUUCUCUUUUUGCUGCUGCUAAUGACUACCCCAGUAUAUUCCCAAGAUUAAUCUAGGGCUUUACAAAAGAUCACAUCCAUUUUCCCCAGAUAUGGCACUUAUAAUUUACAGAGCCCGGAAUAAAGCAAAAAAAGUUCAAUUCCUUCACUGCUAAUUGCCAUGAGCAAA